CGCAAAAAGCAAGGGACACUUUUUAUUCAACAGUUCGAGAAAGAAGCACAAGAACGUAUAAACGAGAUGGAGGAAAAAUUGGAGCAGACUCUUGCAACAGUAGAUCGGGUUUUCAAAGUGGAAUUGAUGAAAAUGCCACCUGCGCUUCAAAAAACCGUGAUAGAUUUAAUAAAUGCGGAUGGCAAUUCGGCAGGUGAAGUCACCAUCGCCAUAAAGACGGAAUCACCCGAGAUUCACCAGCCUCUCACAAGGAAGGUUUCCAAGAAAGCCAGAUCACUUGCCAAUGGCUCAAGCACUGGAAGCCUACGGAGUGCCACAUCCACAAGUACAAAAAUAACCAAAACUCGCAUUGCCAAAAUCAGUGAUCAAUCUCCACUGACUGGGAUGAAACACAGAUCUGUUUUGCGGUCAGCCAGUGAUGACCACCUGUGUUGCUCCCUGUCUGGAUUGUCUCCACAUGUAAUCAUCUCUACAUCCCAUGGAGAGACUUUGUGCCUCUCGGAUGAUACUGUUGAAGAUGUUGACAUCGGGUUACUGGAUGAUAUGGCUGUUCUCCAGAUGCAGAAGUUGAUGAAACUGAUGGACCAUCUUUUCAACAAAGUCAAAGCGACUCAGCCUAUGAAUUAGUCUGCAAUGAUACCAAGACGUCUAACAUUGAGCCACUAAUGCCACUUAUUCAUGUUUUACUUUCAAAUUAAAAGUUGAUUCAAUAAA
This is a messenger RNA of Oncorhynchus masou masou (cherry salmon), 714 nucleotides long. Its product is annotated as borealin-2-like. NCBI's taxonomy places the organism in Eukaryota, Metazoa, Chordata, Actinopteri, Salmoniformes, Salmonidae. The coding region runs from base 67 to 627 and encodes 186 amino acids. Gene Ontology annotation, biological process: mitotic sister chromatid segregation. Gene Ontology annotation, cellular component: chromosome passenger complex; spindle midzone; chromosome, centromeric region. The transcript has 9 exons. The record is from RefSeq and is a predicted model, not a curated record.